AUGGCAGACCUCGAAAGCACCCCCGRCCAGCUCAACUGGAGACUCAGCGCGCAUCCCAUCACCCUCGUCACCUUUCUCGCCUUCCGCAUAUCAAGUCUUCUCGUCUACCUCCUCGGCCUAAUAUUCACAGAAAACUACGUCCUAGUCUUCAUCGUCACCAUCCUCCUCCUCGCCGCAGACUUCUACUACCUCAAAAACAUCGCCGGCAGACGUCUCGUGGGUCUCAGAUGGUGGAACGAAGUCAAUGUCUCGACCGGGGAUUCACACUGGGUCUUUGAGUCCGCACCACAAGCCAAUGAACCAGGUGGAAAACUGGUGAAUGCUACGGAUAAGAGAUUCUUUUGGUUGGCUUUGUACGCGCAGCCRGGACUGUGGGUGGGGUUGGCCAUUGCAGCGAUUGUUAGUAUCAAGCUGAUAUGGUUGACGCUUGUUGCCAUUGCACUGGUUUUGACCAUUACGAACACUCUGGCGUUCUCGAGGUGCGACAAGUUUAGCCAGGCCAGCGGGCUGGUGGAGAGAGGGCUUUACUCUGGAUCGCUUGCGAGGAAUGUGGGCGGUGCUCUGGUGUCUCGGCUGUGGAGUCGUGGGUAG
Ramularia collo-cygni is the source of this 591-nucleotide messenger RNA. RefSeq names its product probable Golgi apparatus membrane protein tvp-23. Bases 1 to 591 code for a protein of 196 amino acids. NCBI's taxonomy places the organism in Eukaryota, Fungi, Ascomycota, Dothideomycetes, Mycosphaerellales, Mycosphaerellaceae. Gene Ontology annotation, cellular component: Golgi membrane. The transcript has 3 exons. Gene Ontology annotation, biological process: protein secretion; vesicle-mediated transport. The record is from RefSeq and is a predicted model, not a curated record.